Pseudomyrmex gracilis is the source of this 4649-nucleotide messenger RNA. RefSeq names its product protein CREBRF homolog (gene REPTOR). Gene Ontology annotation, molecular function: RNA polymerase II transcription regulatory region sequence-specific DNA binding; DNA-binding transcription factor activity, RNA polymerase II-specific. The transcript is spliced from 5 exons. Lineage: Eukaryota; Metazoa; Arthropoda; Insecta; Hymenoptera; Formicidae. Gene Ontology annotation, biological process: regulation of transcription by RNA polymerase II; response to unfolded protein. The record is from RefSeq and is a predicted model, not a curated record. The coding region runs from base 1182 to 2900 and encodes 572 amino acids. Gene Ontology annotation, cellular component: nucleus.
UCAAGAGAUGGAAGCUGAGAUGAUUUUACAAACAAGAAGGUCUACUUAUACGAAUUUCGGCCUGUCAUCAUUUUUUUUUUUACUAUUGUUAAUGGACAUCAAAAUAGCAGAGUCGUCUGCACCAAUCUGCACAAUGAUCAAUGACGUAUGACGCAUGCGCAGAACAAUCUUCAGUUCGAACAAAAUGAUCGUGAUAAAAAUUCCACAAUCUCUCAGCACUGGCUCUUUCAGAUCUAAACUCACAUCUAACUCAGAAGCGCAAAGAAUGUACGCACGCGAAAGUAACAUUAGAAUGAGAACAUUCUCGCCGGAUUACAUCAAAUGUAAAAAAGCGCACGCGGAACAAAAGGGAAAUGGCGAUAUCGGAUUGGUCGGCGCUGCGGACUGGCCUGAUGUUAUUUCGCGAGAUGUGUCAUGUGACCAAGUUCCUCUAUUUAUGCAAACAUCACCGAUCGACUCCUCGAGCUCGCAGUCUCGUGGCAAAACAAUAACAAACAACACAGUUCGCAAGUCCAAGUCGCUCGCGAUUUUCUUGCCCGUUUUUGCGUGAUUACAUUGUCGUGCAAGCGAAACGUUUUGUUGAUGCAAACCGUUGCGAUUGAUCUGUUACCUGUGCCUGAAUCGUCUCUGAAGCUCGUCGGAGGAAAAUCGAGUCGACGUGAAACCCAAACAGCGUGAAACCCAAUCUGGUCUCGCGUGAUGAUGUUGUCAGCCGCGAACAAGAGCCGUGGUUCGUGCGUAUUGUGAACGCGCGCGGGCCAAUAUGCGAUUUCGACGUGUUCGCCGCUGUUCUUCUCGAUCAGGUCGGCUCGUCGAGUGUUCCAACGUGCUAGAGAACUAGAGUCGUCGCGUGUCGUGAGGUUGCGAAUCGAUCGCGCAACACGGACGAGUCAAAAUUGAGUCGUGUGAGGUCGUUCGGUGGGCGAUAGUCCACGCGUGCGUUUUUUUUUUCCAUCGUUCCGCUCGCGUUUUCCAUUCGCUCUGUGAUUGUAAUUGUCAUCCACAAAUAAAGACGCGCGCAUAAUAACUGUCUCGAUACCGCGUCCCGAUGAAAUUGAAAUUGAACAAGUCGAGUUGAAAAACAAUAUCGUUACUUGACGAACUUUUAUUUACUUUCUCGUAAAGAAAAAUAACAGCGCGAUCAGCACGUGGCAUUGUUACUGUUGAAAAAUCUCUUGCUAAUGGACGACUCCAAGUAUAACAAUUUCUCGCUAGGUAAUAUGAUGGACAACGUGGUGAAACAGGAACCUGUCCAGGAAAUGGGUUCAGCUUCGGCAUCCGUGCCAAUUCCUGGGGGAUACAGGGGCACCACGCGCGGAAUAUAUGAUCAGUUUUCUCCGUCACCGUUGACAGGCACCUCUGGAUGGGACAUGAGGGCAGAUACCUUGGAUCCUUUUAAAAUGGAUCCCGAUCAGUUGGAUAUCUCAUUUAAAAUGGAUGAAGAUGAUAUAUUUCAAGUGGACAAAGCUGAACUUAUCCAAGGCCCGACUCUUGCUGAAUUGAACGCUGAUGAUACUCUUCUGGGGGACCUUAACUUUGACGACCUGGUGCUGCCAGAAGAAAUGGUUCAUCCAAUAAAGGUUGAGACUACACCGUCAUCUGGAUCACUGUUCAACAAUGGCAUAGGGUUUGCACCUAGUAGUUUUCCUCAAACUGGAUUGACUUAUCGUACUUGUCCUACAUUUACUAGUACUCAUGGAUUUAAUGUAAACAGAGGUUCCAAUAUUGUGGACAACAUGGAAGCUGUUAGUCCAACUGCAUUUCCUAGUCCAGGCACUAGCAAUAUUGCAGACAGUUCAACAGCUAGUUCAUCGACCUCGCCACAUCCUGUAGGACGGCCUAUUACAUCACCUACUUUGCAUAAUCUUCUUAUGAGGAGAUGUGAAAAUCCAUUUAAUAAUCCAGCAUCCAGUCAAGUGGAUACCGUCUCUACAAUUGGAAAUAAAUCCAAAGUUUCAAGACUAUCCAUGUCUGCGCCAACACAGACAAUGGGACAUCUGGAUCAGGUCUGGGCGCGCAGGGAACCAAGACAGCAUUUGUUAAGUACUGGUAGCUUGGUUGAGGCAGGUUCAACAAGUAGUCUAAGUACCGGAGGACCAUUAAGUCCAGAUCCACUUUGCACCGAUCUUCUUAGCCACGACGAAGGUUAUGAAGACAGUGACGAUGAUAGCGAUCACUAUGAUGAUUACAGCAGUGACAAUGAUACAGGUGGAAGCGAUGGCGAGGAUCAGAGUAACAGCAGAUCGGAGUUAGGAAAGGAAAGCAGACACAGUAAAAAAGAGCGAUUUUUCUGGCAAUACAACGUCCAAGCAAAGGGACCAAAAGGACAGCGAUUGAUAGCUCGAGCACGCCUAGAAGAUCCGCACGUCUUGAAUGAAGCAACUGAUCCGGUAUUUAGUCCUCAUUGUGCCCUCCGAGGAAUUAAACAUAGCGGGAAAGCACGGAAAGGCGAUGGAAACGACCUUACGCCGAAUCCUCGAAAACUUCAUAACAUCGGGCGCGAGUUAGACAAGCUCAAUCGUAUUAUAAAUGACAUGACACCUGUUUCAGAAUUACCCUUCACAGCAAGGCCAAAAACACGUAAAGAAAAAAAUAAGUUAGCCUCGCGAGCGUGCCGCUUGAAGAAGAAAGCUCAGCAUGAAGCUAACAAGAUAAAACUGCACGGACUCGAGGCAGAACACAGACGUCUUAUACAAGGUAUAUCACAAGCUAAACACACGCUCGCUGCUAAAUUAGCUGAACCCAAUCCGGAAAAUCAAGAAGAGCUUACACGACAAAUGGAGAGAUACUGCAAGUUGGCCACCAAAAUGAAAAUAGCGAAUCAUUCGACAGAAUUUGUGAACAAGGUAUUGGAAAAUAUUAGAGCUGGAAUUCCUGACGGCGGCAUCGAUAAUUUUUAAUACAGAAAACUACUGUGUUUUCUCCUAUCAAUUGUGUACCUAUGCAUACAUAUUGAAUAUAUCUACGCGUAUAUAUAAUAAACUUCAGAAAAAUACACUGAAAAUAUAUCGUUCGUACGCAUAUAUACACAUAUAUAUGCUUACAUAUAUAUGCGCGUAUAUAUAUAAUUAUGUAUGUAUGUAUAGGAUAAAGCUUUAUCUUUAAAGUUCAACGCUGUUGAAUGCUUUGAAAAAAAACAAACUUAUGUGGUUUAACACUUCUAUAUAGUUACCUUAAUGUAUAAUUAUCAUACAUUAAUUAUACAUUGUUUUGCAAAUAUUCAUCGAUAUAACUGAGAAAAACGAAACCUUGAUACAUGUAUAUUUGAUUUAAUCUCUAGCCGCUCUUCAUGAUCAUAUACAAAUCGUCUCAGUCGUCUUUUCUUCUCUUUUUUUAUUUUUUAUUUUAUUUUUUUAAUUUUUUUUUUUAAUGAAAACGUCUGCAUUUUUAUCCGUUGUACAUAUUGGUCAAAUGUAUAUAACAGUUUUAACGUAUCGUGUACGAUAGUUUCAGUGAUGUAUCUUUGUACAAACACACAUACACAGAGUGUAUAUUUUUUUUAUAAAUUAGCUACGGAGCAAAUAUAUUUUGUCCUUUUAUGGAAAUUAUAUAUUCUGAUAAAAGUGCAAGAAAAAAAGUGCCGAAUGCCACUUAACAGAUGUAAAAAAUUGAAAAAAAUAAGUUGAAAUUAAACGCAACUUUGUCAUCUACGGUAAUUCUGCAGGAUGCGAAAAGAAUAUAUUCGAUUAAAUAUAUCAUCAAUGUCCAUUAUAUCGAUCAGUGUUGCAUAUAAUGGUUUUAAUUUGCAUAAGAUAAUGUAGCACAAGAUUUCUUGCUUUAAAAUAGCUACAAAAAUAAGGUAUUAAUAUAGUAUUCGGUGUAAUCAUGUUGUUUUUUAUUAUUUGUUGAUACUAUAACGUGUUUUAAUUGUUUCUUCUUUUGCGUAAAACAAGCGUGAAUAUAAUUAGAUAAGUGUAGUUUUUUGAAAAUCAAGGUUUCGAAAUUGUUGAUUGCUUAACGCAACAAUAUAUUAAUUGACAUUGAUGAUUUUUUUUUAUAUGUCGACGAUGUAGUUUUAAACGUAGUAAUAAAAAAAGAUCUAUAACGUGCAGAAGUUGCACUUAGGGAACGAGCUUUGAGUGAUGUAAUUGUUUGCUGUUUGCUGACUCGAUCUACCUCAGAACGAAACGCUAUACCUAUAAAUAUAUAUGUAUGUGCAAAUAUUAUAUAUUUAUAUCAGGUAAAAACAUUAGGUAAGUUAGUGUGGUUUGCGCCAGAAUAAUUCGGAAAUCAAAAGAUUGUCAAGUGAUCGUCAUGAUGUUCGCACCUAAUUAAGUAUUGAAAAAAAAGCAACGUGUACCUUUCCGUAAUUCAAGGCUUUAAAUUCACGCGGAAAACUACGCGAACUUAUUUGAUUACCUGAUAUACAUAUAUGUAUAUAUUUGCAUUGAAAAUAAAAUAAUUAUGUGUACAUGGAAAGAGUUUUGUGUAUAUGAAAAGAUUGUAAUCGUGGCGUCAGAAAAAAUGACAUGCUGUUUUUUUUUAAGAGUUUAGGUGAAAUACAAUGCCCGGAUGGUAAAUCCGACAUCCCUUCUGUUUAUCAUGUGACAUUUAGAACAAUUAUACGCCGCGGUUAGAAUUAUAUUUUGCUAAUUACUAAUAUAUAAUAGAUAUAUUUUAAAUAUGCAAGAUGUUAAUCCGUAUUAUAU